AUGCCGCUCGACUACAGUAAAUGGGAUGCGCUGGAGCUCAGCGACGACUCGGACAUUGAGGUCCAUCCCAAUGUCGACAAGCGCUCUUUCAUCCGGGCCAAGCAGAACCAGAUCCAUGCCGAGCGCCAGCAACGGAAGCACCAUAUCGAAACCCUCAAGUACGAGCGCCAAAUUAACGAUGGCUUAAUGAAGCGAAUAUCGUCUCUCCUCGAUGCCCUGAAGAGCCAUGCCGCGGAGGCUGAAACUCGCAAUCCUGCAGAAGUUGCCUUUCAAGCCGUUAUGGAAUCUGCAGGUAAUGCAGGAGACGACAAGCCACCCCCAAGACCUGAAGGCGUUCACAGCGAGGAAGGCGAGUUACCCACAUACACCAAGAUGAUGGCGACGCUGCUCGACCAAGUCAACAAGGCCCUUGACGAGAAUAAACCUGACAACCGGUACAAUGGCAUGAUAGAGGAGAUCGGAGACCACCUGGAGAAGGUGCAGGACCUACAAAAGGACCUCCUCACCAAGCUAGCCGAGCUCGAGAAAGCUGAGAAGAGCAAAAUCACCAGCGAGAGCUAUGCGACCGGCUUUGACAGUUCCUUCGUCUCUAAGUCGACACCGUCGGACAAGAAGCACGAGCCCCAAAUCGAACUGCUAAACCCCAACGCUGGUACCACCAAGGCUGCAGAGCCCAAAACCUCGUCGUCAGCAACACCCGAUGAUGAUGACGAAGUUGAAGUUUCCUCUGAUGCCCGUAAGUAUGCCAAUAUCAAGCCAUCCGACUACCGAGAAAGCAACAACUUCAUAUCUUCGCACCCACACAUUCUGGCGGAGAAGGAGCAAGAUGGCAUCUUAGUCAUGGCGUUUGAUUCGCAGCUUGACGGCAAGGAUGAACUCGCACAGCGGUACGUCCACCAGGCCCUGCUGCUGCAAUACUGCCGCGCACUUGGCAAGGACGGUGUUCCCUUAUUCUUCAAACGCAUUACGACCAAGGGCCACCAAGCGCAGGACGUCUUCUACAAGGAUGUUCAGGAAACUUGCUUCCGUAUCAAGACACGGUGCAAGGAGAUUAAUGCGGAGCGGGCAGCCGAGAAGGCAUCGGGAGGUGAAGGAGUAGAACAGAUCCAGUUGCAUGCUGUGGAGCCAGGCACCGUCGUCAACAUCAAGAUUCCGGCGGCGAACAGCGAGGACGAGGCUGAAAAGAGAAGACGGGAGAUCUUCGAGGGAUUCAAGCCCGACAUGAGGAAAGCACUCGAGACCGGCAGCCUGGACAAAGUCAAUCAGGUGUUGGGUAGGAUGAAAAUCGAGGAGGCAGAGGAGCUCGUUGGCCUGUUCGGCGAGGCGAACAUUUUGAGCCUUGAGGAGCAAAUCAUUGAUGGCACCACUGAGGAAGGAAAGAAGCAGAUAAAAGAAAUGGAGGAAAAAGCCGCAUUGGAGUCGUAUGCGGAUGAUCCUGAGUAA
Messenger RNA from Pseudomassariella vexata, 1443 nucleotides. RefSeq lists its product as uncharacterized. Lineage: Eukaryota; Fungi; Ascomycota; Sordariomycetes; Amphisphaeriales; Pseudomassariaceae. The record is from RefSeq and is a predicted model, not a curated record. Gene Ontology annotation, cellular component: cytoplasm. Gene Ontology annotation, molecular function: heat shock protein binding; protein-folding chaperone binding; protein kinase binding. Gene Ontology annotation, biological process: protein folding; protein stabilization. The transcript is spliced from 3 exons. Bases 1 to 1443 code for a protein of 480 amino acids.